CCUAGAACACCCCUGCCCGCGGUAGAAUAAAACAGGAGGCCGCCGCUCCCAAACCCUACGGUAGGCUCAGAUUCGGAGCUCUUCUAAGAUGUCGAAGCGAGGGCGUGGAGGGUCGGCGGGGAACAAGUUCCGGAUGUCGCUGGGUCUGCCGGUGGCGGCGACGGUGAACUGCGCGGACAACACGGGGGCGAAGAACCUCUACAUAAUCUCGGUGAAGGGAAUCAAGGGGCGGCUCAACCGGCUGCCUUCGGCCUGCGUCGGGGACAUGGUGAUGGCCACCGUCAAGAAGGGGAAGCCCGAUCUCCGGAAGAAGGUUAUGCCCGCCGUCAUCGUCCGCCAGCGCAAGCCCUGGCGCCGAAAGGACGGCGUCUACAUGUACUUUGAAGAUAAUGCUGGAGUUAUCGUGAAUCCAAAGGGAGAAAUGAAAGGCUCUGCCAUUACCGGACCCAUUGGGAAAGAAUGUGCUGAUCUGUGGCCAAGGAUUGCUAGUGCAGCCAAUGCCAUUGUGUAAUGGCUACAGGUACUCAAAAUCAACAGCUGCAGUUUUUGGUCUGGAAUUAGUUUGUAUUUGGGGAAAGAAAAAAAAAAAAAGAAGGUUCCUAUGCAGUGUUAAAAAGACCUAGUCACCUCCUGGUUUGUUAGCUUUUUUGGAAGAGUUUGUCGUUUUUGAACACAUUCUGCUGUUGUUGAAGAUAAAAUAUCCUUAAAAAUAUGCUUAUUUUUCAUCAA
Elaeis guineensis (African oil palm) is the source of this 729-nucleotide messenger RNA. Its product is annotated as large ribosomal subunit protein uL14. Gene Ontology annotation, biological process: translation. Gene Ontology annotation, molecular function: structural constituent of ribosome; large ribosomal subunit rRNA binding. Gene Ontology annotation, cellular component: ribosome; cytosolic large ribosomal subunit. Lineage: Eukaryota; Viridiplantae; Streptophyta; Magnoliopsida; Arecales; Arecaceae. The record is from RefSeq and is a predicted model, not a curated record.